AAAGAGUAGACGCGUCACGCGCGUAUUUUCGUCGCCGACGUUGAGCAAAAAUAAAUAUUCGCGACUAUCAAAUAUUGCGAGAAAUAUCAGCGCCAUUAGAGGAGAUACGCGGAUGCCGUUAUUCGCGUAUCGUGGCGCGUCGUUAAGCACAGUCGUCGGUCAGGGUUCAGGUAAUAACAUUUGUGUUCUCCUUCUCUCGAAGUUGGUCAGUCGCGUUUCGAUGACGACACGUCUGUGAGCACGACCGUAUAUAUCGCUAAUCUUGUCCGGAGUGAGUAACACACCUUCGAGACGCGUGCUUCGCCGCGGAACGUCGAAUAAAAGUGGGAAGCGAAGAUACAGCGAGAUCAUUCAAUAGGAGAGACAAGAGAGACACGCAUCCCUUGCGAGAAGAGAAAAGACUUUCAUUGUCAUCGAAGGGCCGUUCAUCAAGUCGUUAUCAGGAUGAGCUAUCUGAAGUCGAUCGGCACAGCCGUCAUCUACGUCGGUCUGUUCCUGGCCGUGAUCACGUUCAUGCCGGGUUUGCCGCCGGAGACGGACUUUCAGGAAUACAGCUUCGUGUCGCCGCGCGAUCUCGAUUCCAAGUUGGGUCCGAAAAAUCUCACCGGCAUUGAAAAGUUGUUUGAGAAUAAAAUUUUUGGACCGGAGGACUUUGCCUCGUACAACGGUCAGAUUUACACCGGUGUUCACGGCGGUUACGUUAUGAGAAUUGAGGAAAAUCACCUCGUACCCGUUGUCAAGUUCGGAAAGCAUUGCGCUGGUAUUUGGCAAGAGCAGAUAUGUGGCAGGCCGUUAGGAAUGAGAUUUGAUAAAAAGGGCAAUUUGUAUGUGGUGGAUACGUAUUAUGGGAUUUUCAAAGUAGACAUUGCAACCAGAAAGUACAAAAACAUAGUGAAUAUCUCUAAGCCUAUUGAUGGAAAAGUUCCAAAACUACCUAAUAGUUUAGAUAUUGCAGAUAAUGGAGAUUUUUAUUGGACUGAUAGCAGCACAGAUGUUCAAAUUAAUGAUUUAGUAUUGGCAAUGUUGUUAAAUCCAACGGGAAGGCUUAUACAUUAUAAUGCGGCUAAACAAGAAAACAAAGUGUUAAUGAAAGACCUUGGAUUUGCAAAUGGAGUUGUGUUGAGCGAUGACGAAAGUUACGUGCUCGUAGCGGAGACAAUGAAAAGUCGUAUCGUGAAGUACAAUUUGAAAGGACCAAAAGCAGGAAAGCAAGAGAUUUUCAUCGAAGGUUUGCCAGGUGUACCAGACAAUCUUGUGAGUGACGGGCAUGGUGGCAUCCUCGUCACUAUGAUACUUACUAUCGACUCUGAACAUCCUAAUCUCUGUCAGUCUCUCGCGCCACAUCCGUAUUUAAGAAAAAUGUUUGUACGAUUGCUCUUGGCGAUGAGAUUACCGUUUAAACUGUUGCACGACAUCUACCCGAAUACGUACACAGAAAAAGUCAUACAUGCAAUAGGAUCGUUCCAAGGCAUUGGAAAGCUAGUUACUCCGACAUAUGUAUCUUUGGUGUUGAGAAUAGACGCGUCUGGUAAAAUUAUAGAAGCUGUCUCCUCCGUAGAUGACGGUAUAAGCUCGGUUCAUUUACACAAAGAUUAUUUGUGGUUCGGCUCUCCGUGGCAAUCUUUUCUCCUUAGAGUCCCGGUAAAACAGGUAUUUCCUAGUCUAGCUUCUCAGACAAGAAGCGAGAAACAGUCACAGAAACAGUCGACCACUAGUUCGAACAACAAGUCAGAAAAAGUCAAGAGAGACACAGCUUCUACAACAACAAAGCCAAUCGAAUCGAAAAAAACCUCUUCUCAGACAACGCCGAAACCGACGGCCGCUCCGACAACAACACCCAAACCAACCGCUGCUCCAACCACAACCAAACCACCACCGACAACAACACCCAAGCCAACAACAGCUACGCCAAAACCAUCCCCUAAGGUUGAUAAACCUACUACUGACAGCGAGAACGUAAAGCCGGAAACUAAAUCCGUUAAUAACGAUGCCAAAAAGAGUAAUGCGAAGAAAGUUGACAACGUGAAUGCACAGAAAUCGCAACCCGAGAAAGUUGAACACAAAAAAACAACUCGUCCGAGAGAUGACCUCUAAUGAAAAAAGAGUAAUUUAUUAAUAUUAUAUUGUGAUAUUAUUAACACACUUGUUGAAUGAAUACACUCCAGUUUUACACAUCACAUUUUCAAUGACGAAUGGGUUAAAGGUAAUAUAUACAUAUAUAGAAUGUCGAUUUCUCAGAGAUGUUAGUCAUGUCGUUAAUACUAUAUUUAAAUCUUGCACAAUCAGUUAUGUAGAGUGGCCUAUUGUUUUUAGCACAAUUGGAAUGAAAUUCUCCGUUAACUUUGUAUAACGUGAUUCCAAAUUUAUUAUUUCUUCAUGUAGCAAAUCAUGUUUUCCGAUUACAUUACUAGUAGUAACAAAUUGAAUACUACUUAAAUUAUCUGUUAUAGUGAAUAAUGAAAAACGCAACAAUACUCAUUGAUAGAGAGAGAGAAAUCUACCUUUUAUUUUAAAUUAAAGAUUAAAAUAAGGCUGAGAAAAUAUUUAGAGAGAAAUAUAUAUAUAUUAGUUGCCAUGAAUGUGAGUGCUAUGUGAGUCGUGUGCAUAUAUGUAUAUAUAAACACAAAGUGAAAAUUAUUGAUUUUGAAAAUUUUAUUACGUGUUUUCCAUUGAUA
Pseudomyrmex gracilis is the source of this 2675-nucleotide messenger RNA. RefSeq names its product adipocyte plasma membrane-associated protein-like. Gene Ontology annotation, molecular function: strictosidine synthase activity. Gene Ontology annotation, biological process: biosynthetic process. The transcript is spliced from 4 exons. Bases 445 to 2094 code for a protein of 549 amino acids. The record is from RefSeq and is a predicted model, not a curated record. Lineage: Eukaryota; Metazoa; Arthropoda; Insecta; Hymenoptera; Formicidae.